Torulaspora delbrueckii is the source of this 2199-nucleotide messenger RNA. It is a transcript of the gene PRT1, whose product is annotated as translation initiation factor eIF3 core subunit b. The coding region runs from base 1 to 2199 and encodes 732 amino acids. Gene Ontology annotation, molecular function: translation initiation factor binding; translation initiation factor activity; RNA binding. Gene Ontology annotation, biological process: translational initiation. The transcript has a single exon. The record is from RefSeq and is a predicted model, not a curated record. Gene Ontology annotation, cellular component: eukaryotic translation initiation factor 3 complex. NCBI's taxonomy places the organism in Eukaryota, Fungi, Ascomycota, Saccharomycetes, Saccharomycetales, Saccharomycetaceae.
AUGGCAACUGAAUUUGAAGAUAUAAAACUGGAAGAUAUCCCGGUCGAUGACGUGGAAUUCGGCGAUUUGGAAGAAAAAUACAGCGUUAAGGAUGAAUUCAAUUUCGACCAAUAUAUUGUUGUAAGUGGUGCACCUGUGAUUCCUGAAGCCAAGGUUCCUGUCUUGAAGAAAGCUUUGACCGGUCUUUUCUCUAAAGCGGGCAAAGUCGUUGACAUGGAGUUCCCAAUUGAUCCAGAGACAAAGAAGAGUAAAGGCUUCCUUUUUGUUGAAUGUGGUUCACCAGCAGAUGGUAACAAGAUUAUCAAGGCAUUCCAUACCAAGAGACUGGAUUUGAAGCAUAGACUGUACUUGUACACUGUUAGAGAUGUUGAAAGAUACAACUCAAAUGCUUUCAACACUGAGUUCAAGGAACCUGCUAUGCCUGAGUUUGUUCCAUCUAGUUCUUUGAAGAGCUGGUUGCAAGAUGAAGAGGUCAGAGAUCAAUAUGUUCUGCAGAAGGAUGAUUUGACUACCGUUUUCUGGAAUACGACGCUAGAGGAUGCGGACAAUGUUGUGGAAUCGAGGGAGAACUGGUCCAGCAACUACGUCAGAUUCUCUCCUAAAGGUACCUAUCUAUUUUCGUACCACGAUCAAGGUGUCGUCGCUUGGGGUGGUCCUCACUUUGACCGUCUAAGAAGAUUCUAUCAUCCUAAUGUAAGAACUUCUUCCGUGUCACCAAAUGAAAAAUACUUGGUCUCUUUCUCUGCAGACCCAAUCAUUUACAAUGAAGAUGAUAAGGACUCUCCUUUCACUAAGAGAAAUGAAGGUCACCAGUUAUGUAUCUGGGAAAUUGCAUCGGGUUUGCUGAUGACCACUUUUCCAGUGGUCAAGAGUCCUUUCUUACACUGGCCUUUGAUCAGAUGGUCUUUCAAUGACAAGUACUGCGCACGUAUGGUUGGUGGCACAUUGGUUGUCCACGACAGUGAUAACGGAUUCGCCCCUAUGGAAAACAAGGCCUUGAAAGUUCCUGGUAUCAGAGAUUUCUCUUUUGCUCCAAGUGGUGUUAAAUUACAUCCUUUCAGACAGAACGACGAGCCCUCCGUAUUGUUGGCUUACUGGACUCCUGAAACUAACAACAUGUCCUGUAAAGGUACUAUUGUCGAAGUUCCUCGUGGUAGAGUAUUGAAGACGGUCAACUUGGUCCAAGUUUCGAAUGUCAGUCUACACUGGCAAAACAAUGCCGACUUCCUAUGUUUCAACGUUGAACGUCACACAAAGUCUGGUAAAACAUUAUUCAGUAAUCUGGAACUAUGUAAAUUGACUGAGAAGGAUAUUCCAGUCGAGAAGAUCGAAUUUAAGGACUGCGUCAGAGCAUUUGAAUGGGAACCAAAUGGAAACAGAUUUGUUGCCAUUGCAGAGCGUGAUACUGGUGACGAUAAUCCAGCUAUUCCAAGACACGUUAUAAGUUUCUUUGCACCAGAAGUUAAGGAGAAAGAACAAGGGUCAAAUGCUUCAACAGGUAUUAAGAGAUGGAAGCUUGUUGUCGAUAUUCCAGACAAAUUCUCUAACACAAUUUCUUGGUCCCCUGCUGGUAGAUUUGUAGUCGUUGCCACUUUGGUCAAACCAAACGUUCGUAAAUCUGAUUUCAUGUUCUUCGACGUGGAUUUCGCCGGUGAAAAGAAUAUCAAUGAAGCAAAGGAUGUCACAGCGUCUGUGAAGGAUAUUGCUAAACCAGCUUAUCUAUCGGCAACUGACUUGAAGUGGGAUCCAUCCGGAAGAUACUUGGCUGCUUGGUCGAGUGCUUUGAAGCACAAGAUUGAAAAUGGUUACAAGAUUUUCAAUGUUGGUGGUGAUGUGGUCAAGGAAGAAACCGUAUCUAAUUUCAAGAACUUUGCAUGGAGACCAAGACCAGCAUCUCUAUUGAGUAACGCAGAGAAGAAGAAGGUUAGAAAGAACUUGAGAGAAUGGUCUGCGCAAUUCGAAGAGCAAGAUGCUAUGGAGGCCGACUCUGCUAUGAGAGACUUGAUCUUGAGACAACGUGAAUUGUUGAAGGAAUGGCACGAGUACAGAGCCGAGUCCUCCGAGAAGUUGCUCAAGGACUUCGGUUACAAAGCCUUUGACGUUACUCCAUUGGAUGAAGAUGAUGAACAGUACACAGUGGUGGAGGAAGUAAAGGAAGAGAUCUUGGAAGAAAAAGAGGAAAAAGUUCAGGACGAGUAA